CACUGGUGGCCGUGGUCGGGGUCGAAGCAGGGGAUGGGUACUGUGCUGUGCACGGUCACCUCGUGCUCUUUACUGUUCUCUGCGAUGUGGAGCGAGUCUGGAGAAAACUGAAGGGAAAGAGGAGACAAAGAGCCGUCAGGUCCGAGCACAGUUUGAUGCAGUUUGGAUGGAAAACAACACCUUCAGCAGGAACUCCAGCUAACGUGAUGAAAUGAAAGCAGACGGCUUAGCGAGCUGUGAGGAGGAGACGAAUAAUGAGGCAGAGGAAGAAGAGAAGUCCAGCAGCCGCCCAGUCCCACAGUCAUGGACCUGUUCACUGGCUCAACUCCAAGAGAAACUCUGGAGCGAGUUUCGGCCUCUCUGGGCUGCAGUCUGACCUCAGCAGAAGUGGCCACGUACCUCGACAAACACGACAAACUGAGGCAUCUCAGGGAGAAAUUCCUGGUGCCCAGAAUAGCAGAUUUGCCUCCCUCUGAUCUCUCGCUGGUCGACGGCGACAAGGAGUGCAUCUACCUUGUGGGGAACUCGUUGGGGCUCCAGCCCAAGAUGGCCAAGAAGUACCUGGACGAGGAGCUGGAGAAGUGGGCCAAGAUGGGCGUCCACGGUCACACCGAAGGCUCUCGACCUUGGGCGUGGGCUGAAAACAACAUAGAGGAGCUCAUGGCUAACGUUGUGGGAGCUAAACCUGAGGAGGUGGCACUGAUGAACGGCCUGACGGUUAAUUUACACCUCCUGCUGCUGUCCUUCUACAAACCCACUGCAGCUCGCCACAAAAUCCUUCUAGAGGACAAAGCCUUUCCUUCAGACCAUUACGCCGUAGAAUCUCAGAUCCAGCUGCGAGGAUUCGACCCUCAGAAGAGCAUGCUGCUGCUGUCGCCCAGACCGGGAGAGGAGACUCUGAGGACUGAGGACAUCCUGGAGGUGAUCGAGAAGGAGGGCGACUCCAUCGCGGUGGUGAUGUUCAGCGGAGUUCAGUAUUACACCGGGCAGCUGUUCGACAUGGCCGCCAUCACCGAGGCCGGACAAAGGAAGAGCUGCUAUGUUGGUUUUGACUGCGCUCACGCUGCCGGAAACGCCGAGCUGAAACUGCACGACUGGGGCGUCGACUUUGCCUGCUGGUGCUCCUACAAGUAUAUCAACUCAGGUGCUGGUGGUCUAGCCGGGGCGUUUAUCCACGAGAAACAUAAAGACACCAUCAAACCUGCGCUGAUGGGGUGGUGGGGACAUGACCUGAAAACUCGGUUCCAGAUGAGUAACGUGAUGGAGCUGCAGCCUGGAGUGAACGGCUUCAGACUGUCAAACCAGCCCAUCCUGCUGGUCUGCCCCCUGCAGGCCAGUUUACAGGUGUUUAACAUGACCAGUAUGCAGGAAUUGCGCAGGAAGUCCCUCCUGCUGACGGCCUACCUGGAGUAUCUGAUCCACCAUUAUUACAGCGAGGACCCCACGCAGCCUCACAAACCCCACGUGCGCAUCCUCACGCCCUCCGACCCUCAGCAGAGAGGCUGUCAGCUCUCACUCUCCUUCUCCAUCCCCAUCCGAAAGGUCUUCCAGGAGCUGGAGAAGAGGGGGGUCGCUUGUGACAUGAGGGAGCCCAGUGUGCUGCGCAUCGCUCCAGUGCCGCUCUACAACUCCUUCAGCGACGUCCAUUGCUUCGUAGAAACCCUGGGAGCAGCGUUCACUGCCAGCAGCCAAUGAAUGAAGAGAGGUCUGUGGUUUCACAUCAGAUCCACUGACUUGGAUGGUUUGUGCAACCGAAACAAUGGAUCGUAUUGUUAAUGGAAUCUGUACUUGAAGCACAAUUGUAACCUCGGCUCUUUGACUUGCUGCCUAAUUAAAACAUGUAAACUUGAUGAUCAUCAGCAGUUUUGUAGAAUGACAGUCAGUGGUUUAUAUUUGUCCGUUAAUGUGCAUCAGUGGGAAUUAUUUUUACUCCACCAACUCUAAAUAAAAUGAGAAACAGUC
Messenger RNA from Epinephelus moara (kelp grouper), 1962 nucleotides. It is a transcript of the gene kynu, whose product is annotated as kynureninase. Gene Ontology annotation, cellular component: cytoplasm. Gene Ontology annotation, biological process: NAD+ biosynthetic process. The record is from RefSeq and is a predicted model, not a curated record. Bases 304 to 1695 code for a protein of 463 amino acids. The transcript has 15 exons. Lineage: Eukaryota; Metazoa; Chordata; Actinopteri; Perciformes; Serranidae. Gene Ontology annotation, molecular function: pyridoxal phosphate binding; kynureninase activity.